Messenger RNA from Sparassis crispa, 2415 nucleotides. RefSeq lists its product as hypothetical. The coding region runs from base 1 to 2415 and encodes 804 amino acids. NCBI's taxonomy places the organism in Eukaryota, Fungi, Basidiomycota, Agaricomycetes, Polyporales, Sparassidaceae. The record is from RefSeq and is a predicted model, not a curated record. The transcript is spliced from 2 exons.
AUGUCCCCACACGCUUUGCGACCAUCCUCUCCAACGGCCCUCGGUGCUUUCAACGUUACAGCGAGAUUCGUGAAUCACUCUCAGCCCACGCCACAGCGCGGUGCUGCCGAAUCCACGCAGCGUUUUGUCGGAUCCCGGAUCCACCAUCAUUCUCAGCUAAUUCCACAGUACGUAGUGGACGACUCGCCGUGGUUACCGACUGCAUCACUGACCCGACACCCUCCUCGACCAACGCCACAAUACCAAGCGCCGGAACCGCUGCAGCCUCCUCCAAAACCACGAACCAAACGGCCUAGGUCAGAUAUGCUAGAUCAAUCUCUGUCUCUCAAGUACAUGCGACCGCACGAGAAAGCGUAUCUUAAAACCCCAGAGAUAACGCCGGAUAUAUUUCGCCGGUUUGAUUAUUUUCGGCAAAAUUCGGGGGGAGGUGAACAUCGUAUACAUCCCAACAUCCCUUUUCCCUCUAGUCAUCAGCAUGAACAGCAUGUUGGCGAGCAAGUGAGCGACAUUCAGUGUCCGCUUCCGACCACCUCCAGCUCCUCCACAACGACUGCUGCUCGAGGACAGAAGCGAAAAUAUGCUGACGUGCAACUGGACGAUGGUCAGGGGGGGACUAUGCUUUACACCGCUGGCCAUAUACCCACGACUGCGCGAGGGAGCAAACGAGCGCGAGUCGAUAACCAGGGCCCAACUAUCCUCACCCCCGAUAUACCCAGCUCCUCUACACGAGGAACGAAACGAGCGCGUAUCGAUGACCCGGUGGACGAUGUCCCGCCUCCAACCAUUCUCCCCGAAAUUCCUCUCUCCUCUACUCGAGGGAAGGAAAGAGCACGUGUCGAUGCCGAAGUGUACGGCGUCCAGGAUUCAACCAUUCUUCCUACCCGUAUUUCCAGCUCCUCUGGUCGAGAGAAGAAACGAGCGCGACUCGACCUCGACUACAGUAUCCAGGUUCCAAUUGUUUCUACUGCCGAUACGCUCAGUUCCGUUGCUCGAGGUAAGAAACGAGCCCAUGUUGAUGACCAAGUGUACAGCGUGCAGGAUCCGAUCACCAACACUUCCGUCAUCCCCAGCACCUCUGGUCGGAGGACGAAACGACCACGUAUUGCCGAGCAAGUGGACAUCACCCAGGCUCAAAACAUUCCAUCGACAGAUACCCCCGGCUCCUCUUCCCGAGGGAGAGAGCGGCAACAUGUCGACCCGCACGUAGAAAGGGCUCCGUGUUCGACCACAUUUGACGCCGAGAUCCCGGCACUUCCUGCUACUCAUCAACAGGAACCAAAGCAAUUCGACAAUAUACAGAUUCUGGAUACCCUGGAUGUGCCCCGUACGGAUACUCCCAGUCCCUUUAAUAUAGACAGUCUCUUCAUGGACAUGGACCCCGAUCUCAUGGAUGCCCUCAGUCACAUCCUGGAUACCCCCAGUUUUCCCAAUUAUACCCUCAGCUCCUCCAUAACCGUUACUCGAGGGGAUGAACGACAGUGUGCCGGCGAGCAUAUGGACAACAUUCAGGGCCCAAGUGCCCCUUACACAGAUACCCCAACCCCAUCGACGCACACCACUAAUAAAGGGAAGAGGCGGCAGUAUGAACAAGUAAAUAACGUUCACGGUCCGAGUACCCUGAUUAUUGAUACCCCCACCGCUCGAGGACCGAAACGACAGUGUGUCGAUGAACAGGAGGAUAACGCUCGGUUUGCGACUACACUGGAUAACGACCCCCUCGUUCACUUUGCAGCCCCUACCUCUCGGCCUCAGAAACAGACAGGCGGGCAGUCCUUCCACGACGAAAUCCCCGUCGCUGGACCCUCUACCCUUCCUCCGCCUCAACAGCGACGGCGUCAGACGACCCGCAGUCAAGGGGAUGAAGUCCAGACUCCGGCUGCGAGUACAAAACCUCGCCGCACCCGCCCUCCACGCCCCAAAAAGCAGCAGCCCCCUCAAGGACCUGUGUUGGUCCGCGUCGUGCCCCAGUCUGGCCACGGUGCCUAUACCCUACCCCGUUCUUCUGCCGUUCCUUCGCAAUGGGAGCAAGUCAAUUCCGAAGGUUGUGAUCAAGGUACCCUUGCGGGUGCUCCACCUCCGCCGACAGUGGAUUACGUUGAAAUCGGAUUUACUGAACUCAAAGCUAGGGCCUCCGCGUUUCAAAAUCACAUCCAGAAGCUCCAAUGCAUCAAACAUGUAUUGAAAUCGCGGUUGAAAGGCGCUGAUCCGAAAGGAGAGCUUGCGAAGAUUGAGCGGGAUCUCGAGCUCGCCCAUCACCACUUCGAGCAAUUGAAGAAGAACGGGUACGAGUUGCAGCAGUCUUGCAAAAGACUCAACCUGUCUGAAGAGCGAAUGAGGGAGGUACGACUCAUUUUUCCGAGGGUUGUACCUGUCCGGGUGGCUUCGAACGUUGAAGGAUCAUCCAAGACUUCUUAA